AUGGCCAUGGGCGAGGACGCCGAAGCCGCGAAGUGCGUGACGGUGACGCGGAUUGCGUGCUUCAAGUUCCGGGACUGGGUGGCUGCCGGGGACAUUGGGGCGCGGACGGGGGCGUUUCUCGCCCUGUACGACGAGUACGCGCAUCUGCUGGCGGAGAAGCCACGGGGCGGACGGCCGCUGGAUACGCCGCUGAAUCUGACGGGCGUGCAGAGGGACAAGGGGUGGGAUACGGGGUUUGUGGUGAGGUUCAAGAGCGAGGCGGCGAGACUGGAGUUUGACAAGGCGGAGGGACAUGACAAGCUGAAGAAUGAGACGGACCCGUUGUUGGAGAGGGUGUUUGUGUAUGAUUUUGUGGACCAGGAGAACCUGGGGUGGUGA
Messenger RNA from Paraphaeosphaeria sporulosa, 378 nucleotides. RefSeq lists its product as uncharacterized. The transcript has 3 exons. Bases 1 to 378 code for a protein of 125 amino acids. NCBI's taxonomy places the organism in Eukaryota, Fungi, Ascomycota, Dothideomycetes, Pleosporales, Didymosphaeriaceae. The record is from RefSeq and is a predicted model, not a curated record.